Molecule: messenger RNA, 2628 nt
Organism: Staurois parvus
Lineage: Eukaryota; Metazoa; Chordata; Amphibia; Anura; Ranidae
Source: the annotation of a GenBank genome assembly
AUUUGAUACAAGCUACUAAUGAGACAAAUGUGAAUAUUCCUCAGAUGGCAGACACGUUGUUUGAACGAGCAACAAAUAGCAGCUGGGUAGUUGUGUUUAAAGCCUUAGUCACAACUCAUCAUUUAAUGGUCCAUGGCAACGAGAGAUUCAUCCAGUAUCUGGCAUCUCGCAACACACUAUUUAACCUAAGCAACUUUUUGGAUAAAAGUGGAUCACACGGUUAUGACAUGUCAACAUUCAUUAGGCGCUACAGUAGAUAUCUCAAUGAAAAGGCCUUCUCCUACAGACAGAUGGCAUUUGACUUCGCCAGAGUAAAAAAGGGAGCUGAAGGGGUGAUGAGGACUAUGGUGCCAGAAAAACUGCUAAAGGGCAUGCCUAUACUACAAGGACAGAUUGAUGCUUUGCUGGAAUUUGACGUUCAUCCAAAUGAACUGACAAAUGGAGUUAUAAAUGCUGCUUUUAUGCUUCUUUUUAAAGACCUCAUCAAACUUUUUGCUUGUUAUAAUGACGGUAUUAUUAAUUUAUUGGAGAAAUUUUUUGAAAUGAAGAAAAGUCAGUGUAAAGAUGCUCUAGAAAUUUAUAAACGAUUUCUGACGAGAAUGACAAGGGUUUCAGAGUUCAUGAAAGUUGCAGAGCAAGUCGGCAUUGACAAAGGAGACAUUCCUGACCUUACACAAGCUCCCAGCAGCCUCAUGGAAACUCUCGAGCAACAUUUGAAUACACUGGAAGGAAAGAAAGGCAGCAGUUCAGCUCUGGAUCUCCUGUGGGCAAGUCUUCACCUGCUACUACAGUCACAUCACCAAACACUACACCAUCAAAAACUGUAGAUACAUCCCCGCCUCUUGACCUUUUUGCAACCGCAAGUGCAGCAUCUCCUGUAUGUUCAGCUAAACUCUCCAAUGAUCUUCUGGAUUUACAACCAGAUUUCUCCUCCACUGCUCAGGGUGGCGCAGCUGCCCCUGCAGGCGCUAGUGCAUGGGGUGACCUUUUGGGAGAGGACUCUCUCUCUCUGCACCUUCUACAUCUCUUAUCUCAGAGGCUCCUCAGCUGUCUGACCCAUUUUCAGCUGAGCCCAGUGCCCUUACUGCUGCUCCCACUGAAACUCCAGCUCCUUCUGCGUCUCCUGCUCCUGCGUCUAUUAGUACUACCAGUGCUGAGGUCGAUCUGUUUGGAGAUGCCUUUGCUGCUUCUCCUGGGGAAGCACCUGCAACACUAGAUGGGGCUGCAGCUCCUCCCACCCCUGUCCCUGUUGCAGCGGCCCUUGAUGCAUGCUCUGGAAACGACCCCUUUGCCCCAUCCGAAGGUAGUGCAGAAGCUGCUCCUGAACUGGACCUUUUUGCUUUGAAGCCAGCUGAAAGCAGUACUCCUGUAGUUACCCCUACUACCACUGCAGCCGCUGCUAGUGCUGCUCUUGCAACUACUCCUUCUCCUCUUCCUCCUACACCUGCUACAGCAGUUGCUCCUACUACUACCACUACUACUACCACUACAACAGCUGCUACUACCACUACCACCGCUGCCACCGCAUCUGCCAGCACUACUACAGCAACUACUGCUCCUCCUGCUCUAGAUAUCUUUGGUGAUUUGUUUGAAUCUGUUUCGGAGGUGGCUGCUGCCCCUAAGCCAGAUGUUACACCUAGCAUAGACCUGUUUGGCACAGAUGCUUUCUCAUCCCCACCGCAUGGGGCUUCUCCUGUGCCUGAGACUUCCCUCACUGGAGACCUCUUGUCUGUGGACACAUUUGCAGCUCCAUCCCCUUUGCCUACUGCUUCACCUGCAAAGAUUGAGUCUACAGCUGUGCUCGACCUAUUUGGAGAUGCUUUUGAAAGUGUAGCCGAAUCACAGCCUCCAGCUUUGGCACCUACUGGUACAUCCGCUGCUGCAGAUCUGUUGGCUGGAUUUGGAGGGUCUUUUAUCAGUCCAACUCCGGCACCGAUUGCCCCAGCACAAAAUAACCUCAUUCAGACCGGCUUUGAUGCAGCAUUUGGAGCCAGUCAGCCUGCUUCUGCCCCUUCCCCAGCUGCAGCUCCGGCUCCUUCAUCAACUGGAAGCUCUUUUGAUGCAUCAGGAGAUCUUCUUAUUCCUACCAUGACCCCUUCUUCGCAGACCCCAUCAUCUCCACUCACAUCUGCAAAUAAUGUCAGUGGCUCCAGCAAAGGUCUUGGUAGUGACCUUGAUUCUUCUCUUGCAAGCUUAGUUGGUAAUCUUGGAAUUUCUGGCACCCCUGGUAAAAAGGGAGACCUUCAGUGGAAUGCAGGAGAAAAGAAACUCACAGGUGGUGCCAACUGGCAGCCAAAAGUAGCUCCAGCAACAUGGGCAACUGGUAGCCCAUCAACUGCGUCUAUGCAAGGAACUGUUCCUCCAGCAAGCGGAGGACCCUCCUCAGCAACAACUACUCCCAGUGCACAGCCAGCAGCGGCAACAGCAGCACCUUCAUCUGGGACAGGGGUACCAAUGAUGCCCCAACAGCCAAUGAUGUAUGGCCAGCCUAUGAUUAGGCCGUCAUUUGCUGGAGCUUCUGUUCCUGGUGCUCCGCUUUCUCCAAGUCUGACUCCUGCUUCACAGAGCCCCAAAAAACCCCCAUCAAAGGAUCCCUUAGCAGAUCUUAACAUUAAAGACUUCUUGUAA